CCACACACUACACUCAGAGGGACCGAAACGCGGUUUUUGUUUACUUCAGUCUUAUAUUAAGACAUGUUUCGUCGCCACCACCGGAGCAGACUAUAACUGAAAAUCGGACUGCUUUCCGCCAUGUGACAUUCGAUUCAGAUAUGGAUAAAGUGCAGCGGCUGAAGUUUGACUAAAGAAGGGAGUGUGAACUACACAUUGUGCCAUCAUGUCCUCCUCCAUAAAGGAGCUGAGAAACAUUUGUGUUCUCCUUCCCAACAAACACCAGCUGGAACUCACAGUCGGGCUCAAGGCCACUGGGCAGGAUCUUUUCAAUCGGGUGGCAGAGCUUCUUGGAAUCAAAGAGAUGCACUUGUUUGGCCUCACUGUUGUGAGAGACAAUGAACACAUAUUUUUAGACAUGGAGGAGAAGCUGGCCAAGUAUUUACCCAAAGAAUGGAAGCAAGAGUCUGGAAAGGGUUUAGAGAAAAGACCCCUGCCUCUGGUGCUCUGCCUCAAAGUGCAGUACUAUGUUGAGAACGGCAGACUUAUUAGUGAACGCAAGGCACGCCAUCUGUACUACUCUGACCUGCGCGAGCGGGUGCUGCGCUCCGAAUGUCGUCAGCAGGAGGAAGUGUACUUCCAGCUGGCAGGUUAUGCAAUGCAGGCAGACCUCGGCAGCCACCAGCUGUCCAAGGAGGGGGAAGAGAGUGCCCCUUACUUCGAACCCAAGGAGUAUUUUCCCCCAUGGAUAAUAUCCAAGCGUGGACUAGACUAUCUCCUCUGCCAUGGGCCCAAAGUGCACCAGGACUUGUGGGACAUGUCCGCACGUGACGCCAUCCUCCUCUUCAUCAGGGAAUCCUGUCGACUGGAGGACGUACCUGUCACGUUUUACAGACUGCAAAAGGACAAGAAGGAAGAAAGGGGAACAGCAGUACUCGGCCUGACCCUGAGAGGAAUGCAGGUUUAUCAGGAGGAAGACAACAUUCGACAGCUGCUGUAUGACUUCCCCUGGUCAAAUGUGGGACGGCUGACUUUCCUGGGAAAGAGAUUUGAGAUACAGCCAGAUGGCUUGCCAUCAGCCAGGAAGCUUGUUUACUACACUGGGUCGUCAUUCCGCUCUCGUCAUCUCCUCCUGCACUUGAGCCGUAGCCAUCGCCUCUACCUCAGCCUCCAGCCUGCCCUCAGACACCUCCGCCAGCUGGAAGAGAGCGAAGAGAAAAAGCGUUACAGAGAGUCCUACAUCAGCGACGAGCUGGACUUGGACCCACCGGGCAGCGAGAGCAGCCCGGGUUUGUCCCGCAUCUCCACCAGCAGCUCGGGCAUCGAAGCAGAUGCCCGCCAGCACAGCAUCUCCACAGAGAUGACCUCCAUGGAGGAGGAACCGGAACAGAGAGGGGAGAAGCGUUCCAGCUCCACAGACAGCCAAGUCAGCUCCUCCACGUCUGGCCUCGACAGCAAAGCUCACAUGGAGGAUGAGGAGUGGCAAGAGGAAGAAUUGAAGGCUGAUGUCAGACAGGAACAUCUUGUGGAUGAUCCAGGUGAGAUGUUCCAUCUGGCUGAUCUUCUUAAGGGUUUGUCUGUGGAUUGCACACUCUCCUCAGAAAUUCCAUCACCAGAGAGCAUAGUGUGCUCCUCUGACAACAAUGAAGAUGAAGAUGGCUCCAGUAUACUGAAACAGAAGUCACAUGCUUGUGUGGACCGGCAGAGCCACAGUCUUGACGAUGUUCGUUUGUUCCCACCUCAGGCGCCCCUGGGGACCACACUGCCUGCUGAUUCGUCACACAGCUAUACCUUCGGCCUCUCCGACGCAAACACAAAGACGCCGGUGGAUCAUGACUAUUACCCUUUUUUGCACUGCCAAGCCAAACCUUCCUUCUACGGUCACAGGUCUACCAACUGCUUGUCUUUGGACCUGUUAGCAGAUGAGCAGUUCUUGGAGUUCAUUCUAUGAACAAGCAUUUUAUAUGUGGCCAAGGUGACAAAAUGCAUGUUUGUUUUGCUUCCAAUUGUCUGGAUGAGGUCACAAACACCACAUACAGCAACAUGUCCUUUGUAAACAGUGUAUUUAUUGACGUUGUUCUCCAUUUUGUACAUACAACUUGCACUAUUUUAUAACGUUUCAGCUUCUCUGUGCAAAAGCAUUUCGAUUGUUGUGUUCUGUGUGCCUGCAAUCUCUUGAGAGGUUGAUAUUGAUGGCAAAAUAAGUUGUAAUGUCAUGUUCUUUUGGAUAUUCAUUACAUGGAAAUUCCAUUUAACCCAUUUACUAACUCCAGCACUGCAAGAACACUUAAAAUGCGCUUGUUAUUGGCUGAGAAUAUAUAGAAGCCACAGUGCCAGUGCUUGUGCUCCUCAGUACCUUGGUUUAUUUUUUUUAAUAAUUAUUUUACACUCUUUUUGUACAUUUUGCUUGGUCAUGCUUUUCCUAUUAUUCUGCCACAGCAAACGUAGCUUAUUGGUGUGGAAAACGGAACCUCUUUUCAGCUUGUAAAGCAUUCAUCCAAAGUUUCUGCAUGCUUAAACUCUUCUACCACUUUCAUGAUUACAACACUACAAAGCUCUAUUUCUGUAACCACUAAGUUUAUAAUGAAUCUGCAGUAUUUUUAUAUUAUGUAACUGCCAAACAAAGAGCCUUUCUGUCAAGUUAUUUUUUUCCCAGACAUAUUUUCACUGUUUUGUAAACUCUAAUUAGUAUGCAAAAGAACUUCAGGCAGCAUGAGCUCAUUGGGAAGGAAUGUUAGUGAUUAAACACUUAACUCAAAUCUGUCAAUGUAUGAACAACCUGCUGUUUGAAGCAUUUUUAUCUAAAGCACUGUUUUUUUAAGAUAUCAAAAAUAAAUUUUACUACAUUAAAUACUGUGUGUAAUAGUC
Molecule: messenger RNA, 2847 nt
Organism: Dunckerocampus dactyliophorus (ringed pipefish)
Lineage: Eukaryota; Metazoa; Chordata; Actinopteri; Syngnathiformes; Syngnathidae
Exons: 14
Coding region: 206-1930 (574 amino acids)
Biological process (GO): positive regulation of hippo signaling
Cellular component (GO): cytoskeleton; cytoplasmic side of apical plasma membrane
Source: RefSeq, a predicted model, not a curated record